AUGGAAAAGUCCACUGCAAUCUCCUUCAAUGAGGUCGGUGAGAUCUCCAGUCCCGUUACCGAGAAACGCUCGACUGAGCGCGGUACGAUGGAUGCAAAAACUAUCAAGUGGAUAAUUGUCAACGCAUUAGCGACGGUCACCAUUGUUUAUGUCAACAAGACGAUCUUCUCAGACCCGGCUUUCCGCCAAUGCCAGCUCAGUUUCGUGGCCUUUCAUUUUGCCAUCACCUGGAUCACCUUACACGUUGCUUCAAGGCCUAUUAUUGGGGCAUUUGCACCAGCAAAGACCAGUGCAAUUGGGAUUCUUCCUCUCACGAUCGCCAUGGGGGCCAAUGUGGUGCUCAUGAACUUGUCUUUGGCACAUUCAUCAGUGGUAUUCUACCAGAUCGUUCGGAUCCUACUUACUCCGUUGACUGCUCUGAUGAACCUCUUCAUCUACGGAUCCAAGAUCCCAUUUCUUGCAGCCAUGGCGCUUUUGCCAGCGUGUGCUGGCGUCGGGGUCGUGUCGUAUCUGGAAGCUGUGUCCAAAUCUAAAUCUACCUCGAAUAGCACCUCGAUGCUUGGUGUGAUCUUUGCUUUCACCGGCGUGGCUGUGAGCGCUUUGUACACUGUCUGGGUUUCCGCUUAUUAUCGGAAGCUCAAAAUCUCAAGCUCACAGCUGUUGUUGAAUCAAAUGCCUUUGGGAGGAUUGAUUCUUGCUGUCUCCAGUUACUAUACGGAUAAGUAUCCUGUCUGGGGUGAGAUUACUCGUGAGCAAUGGCUCAUGAUCGGCACAAGCGGCCUGUGUGCCACACUCAUAAACGUGUCCCAAUUCUACAUCAUCACUCAUGCUGGCCCUGUGAGCAGCACCGUCGUCGGCCAUCUCAAAACUGUCCUCGUCAUCGGAUUAGGAUGGAUCGUAAAGCGAGAAGUUGUUGGAGUGGAAAGUGCCUUUGGGGUGGGUCUUGCAGUUCUGGGCAUCAUGGGAUACUCUUAUGCUUUGUACUUGGAGCAGAAUCAUGUUGGAAAGUAG
Messenger RNA from Exophiala bonariae, 1011 nucleotides. RefSeq lists its product as uncharacterized. Gene Ontology annotation, molecular function: antiporter activity; nucleotide-sugar transmembrane transporter activity. The record is from RefSeq and is a predicted model, not a curated record. NCBI's taxonomy places the organism in Eukaryota, Fungi, Ascomycota, Eurotiomycetes, Chaetothyriales, Herpotrichiellaceae. Gene Ontology annotation, cellular component: membrane; Golgi apparatus. The transcript has 4 exons. Bases 1 to 1011 code for a protein of 336 amino acids.